Molecule: messenger RNA, 3081 nt
Organism: Brassicogethes aeneus
Lineage: Eukaryota; Metazoa; Arthropoda; Insecta; Coleoptera; Nitidulidae
Source: the annotation of a GenBank genome assembly
AUGUUUCCUCAAAAAAUUAUAUUUGCAUGCGUCAUUGUGGGUUGCUGUGCUAAAGUUCUCAAACACGAAGACGACAACACGAUCUUCAAAGACUCCGAAGAUUUACCGAUAAAAAAAGAAAACUUCGACAUUUUGCGAAAUGAUUUGGACAACGUUGGCGUCAAUCUGGAAAACUUCGUCGUCGACGUCCUCAAGCAAUUUUUGUUCAACGGCACCAAAGACAGCUCUGAAUCCACCGAACAAGAAAUUAAAGAAGAAACCACCACUGAAACAAAUGAAAGCACAUCUAAAGAAACCACAACUGAAGAAAUCAGCACUCUAGAACCAUCGACGAUAAACCCAAACAAUUUUUUGGUUAAACCUGAUGAUAUCGAAACCACCACGACAAAGAGCAAGAAAAGAAGCAGGAGAGUGCGUAGACAGGUGGAAAAUUGCACUCCAAAGACCGUUGAAGAGCUACGCCUCGAGAAAAAACACAUCGAAGAUUUGAAUAGGGAGGUAAAAAAGUUGAACGAGCUUGUGGUCUUGUUGAGAGAUCAACGAGACAUCCUGCACAUCCUCAACGAAGAUAGCAACAAGCCCAACAAAUUUCUGAAGAACGAAACCAAGGUUACGUUGAUUAAAGGCUUGCGACAGUUGAAUAAAAAGGAGUUGGAGCAAAGCAAUUCACAGCACGUUGAGAAAAACGAAAUUCCUUUGGAUGAGGAUGUCAAAAAAGUUGAAAGACCGACACAUAAAGAGUUGGAACACCUGAAGAAUCAACUAUGCGAGACUGUUAGACAGUUGAAUGAAACCAGGAGGAUGCUGAAGAUGGAACAAAUGAAGGAGAACAGCUUGGAAGUUGAGUUAAUGCACCAGAAAAAUGACAUAGGUAACUUGUUUAAAUUGGUGAAAAACAUGUCCAAAACUCAAGACAAACAGAACGAUACCAUCUUGGGCACUCAGUUCAACUUUCUUGCUCACCCCGCGGUAAAAAAUCAUUUGGACCAAGCAAAAAACGUAACACAAUCCAGAGGAGCAACAGAAGAAACCCACAAAAGCAGAUCCAGAGCCAGCGAAUUAUCAGACCUAGCCAAGAUUCUGGACACCCUAAACGAACCGAAAAGAACGCAACCGACGAACGAUGAAAUCCUCAGGGUUCUAAACGCGCUAACCCCACCACAAGAGUCAAAAAGCCUUAACGUCGAUUUCAGGGAGCUUCAGGAUACCAUCAACCAAAGACGCGAGCAGGAAGAUAGACUGAAUCAGAUUGCAAGAGCUCUAAAAGCCGCGCAAAGUAAAUCGAGUCCUCAAAGUAAAAGCGACGAUAUCGAUGGAAGACUUAAAGAACUGCAAGAUGCUAUAAACAAAUUAAAACCUAGAGAUGACGAUCUUAGACAAGACGACGAGGCGAGGUUUCAAGCAAUGCUGAGCAACCUCAUAGCGAACCAAGGUCAAUCCAAACCAACAGCAGCCAACACAUUCUCCAAAGAGUUUUUAUUACCCAGCCAUACAUGUAGGAUAGUACCCGUGGAAGAUUAUAACUCUCACUAUUCUUCAGAUACCUAUGGAGGACGAAUACCACCAAAUGCCUUCCCCGUGCCCCUAUCAGGCUUCUACGGAGGAUACGGACCUGCAGGUUACAACUAUGGAGGUUACGCGGCACCAAAUGCUUACAUUGGAGGUUAUGGGCCCGGACCGGCACCUGGAUACACUCCCAAUGCUCCCGCUUACGGUCCAGGUUAUGGUGGAGUUCCACCAGGUGCUUCUGCCUAUGAAAAACCAUAUGGUGGUGCUUACUACCCCAAACCCGCAUCCCCGGUGAACGCUUAUGGAGGAAAGCCGGGUGAUUUUUUUCUGCACCCAAAAAACCAAUACGAUAAAGGUCCUGGAGGAUCUUAUACUGCUGCAGACGCGGCUUAUACUACAAACCAGGGUAAAUACUAUCAAAAUACAGCAGCUACAGCAGCCGACUACAAAGGAGACAACGUAGAGGACUUGAAGAGUCAGAUUUACAGCCUCCAGAAUGUUAUAAACGAUUUGAAUCGGCCGGAGUAUACGCAAAAACCAGAGGACAAGCAGACGGUGUAUCAUUUGGAGAAGCAAAUUGCUGAUUUAAAGAAUGUCGUCAAUGAUAAUGAUAAUAGCUAUGCAGCCCCUGUAGCACCAAGUUAUGACCCCAAUGCGUACGCCCCUCCUUCAAGCAAACCCGAACCAAAAUAUCGCAGAAGAAGAUCCACACAAAACGAAAUAAAUAGUAGCGACAAUAUUUUAAAUACCGCAGCUUUGUACCUAAACCAAAUAUUACAAGAACGACCCCAAAAUGUAUCUAACGAUGAGUCGAACAGUCCACGUAAUGUCGAAGACAUUCAAAAUCGUUUAAACGUACUGAAAAAACAGUUAGAAAUUCAUUCGGGAGCGACUGGCUCAAAAGAUCGUUCAAGUUCGCUCUAUCAGAGUUCCUACAAUAAUAUUUUACCCAUGCCAUAUAACACCCAGUAUAACAACAACGAUGACCAUAAGACUAAAACUAGAGCGUUGGAGAAAAAACCAGACUUAUUCACGGACAUCCUCCUCAAAUUAACCGACAGGUUGCUCAUAGCUCUUCCCCAGGUUCUAAAGAAGAUAUUUGGGUUCACUUUCGAAGAACUCAGCACUGAUGAAUAUGGGUAUGGGUCUAACUACGGGUCCAACUUGGCGGUAUUCAAAAAUUUGGGUAUUUUUGGGUACUUACCCAUGAUAGCCCUCAAAUUAAUAGACGCCUUAACGUACUUUAUGAACGCUUUGAAGAAAAAUAAGUUUUUAAAAACGUUUUUGGUGCCAGCGUUAGUCUUAGGGUUAGUUGCUGGGUCUGUUUUAUUUUUAAUUUGGUUUAUCAAUUCGGAUGACGAUUAUAAGCAAAUUAGUGGUAAUAAUUAUAAUUAUGACGAAAAUAGUUAUGGGAAUAAUAAAUAUAACUAUGAUUACAACAGAAACAGUUUUGAUUAUGGGAGAAAUUACAAUUACCCUCAAAUGCAACCUUUUUACAACAAAAACUUUGAUCCCCAAAGAUCAAAUUAUGCUCCUGUGUAUAGUAGAAGUUAUUUUGAAAAUAUAAACUAA